UUGCACUGUUGCCACUUCCCACGUUGUCUUGUUCAGGUCACCACUCAUGUAACGAAGAUUUGGCGCUAAGUUUAAAAAUUUGUAAACAUGGCAGGGUCGGCACUUCGUCGGCUGAUGGCCGAGUACAAACAGUUGACCUUAAAUCCUCCAGAGGGAAUAAUAGCUGGGCCAAUCAAUGAAGAAAAUUUCUUUGAAUGGGAAGCGUUGAUAACAGGUCCUGAAGGUACCUGUUUUGAAGGAGGCGUAUUCCCGGCAAAAUUAAUUUUCCCGCCUGACUACCCUUUGAGUCCACCUAAAAUGCAGUUUACUUGUGAAAUGUUUCAUCCGAACAUUUACAGCGACGGCAGAGUAUGCAUUUCCAUUUUGCACGCACCUGGAGAUGAUCCAAUGGGAUACGAAUCCAGUGCUGAGAGGUGGAGUCCAGUCCAGAGUGUGGAGAAAAUUUUACUCUCUGUUGUGAGCAUGCUAGCAGAACCAAACGACGAAAGUGGUGCCAAUGUUGACGCCGCGAAGAUGUGGAGAGAAAAUCGAGAAGAGUUCAACAAAAUUGCAGAGAGGCUGGUUCGUCGCACGCUUGGUUUGCCUCCUUAAUUCUUUCUCUUUGUAUAUAGCCUGCGAAAAUCUGUGAAUGCAUGCUUUUUUGGGGUAUUUGUGGUGAUAAUCUUAUAAUCUUGUCUAUUUGCUAAAUAAAACUCGCUACGCUCGUACAAA
This is a messenger RNA of Cloeon dipterum, 711 nucleotides long. RefSeq names its product ubiquitin conjugating enzyme 7 (gene Ubc7). The record is from RefSeq and is a predicted model, not a curated record. Bases 88 to 591 code for a protein of 167 amino acids. Lineage: Eukaryota; Metazoa; Arthropoda; Insecta; Ephemeroptera; Baetidae. Gene Ontology annotation, cellular component: cytosol; endoplasmic reticulum. The transcript is spliced from 5 exons.